AGAUGCGUUCAGGAGGCCGGAAGUUGCGCCCUCACUACUCGCCGUUUCAAAAUGCUGCUGAGGCCUUAGGGCCUGAGACUGACGCCCCCUCCCCCCCCCCGGGCUCGGCGGGGGAGCGACUCAUGGAGCGGCCGUAAGGAUUUAUCAACAGACUGCAAUUUCUUCACUGCCAAAAUGACAUCAUUUUCCACCUCUGCCCAGUGUUCAACUUCUGACAGUGCUUGCAGGAUCUCUGCAGAACAAACCAAUCAGGUACGACCAAAACUGCCACUUUUGAAGAUUUUGCAGGCAGCAGGUGCACAAGGUGAAAUGUUCACUGUUAAAGAGGUCAUGCACUAUCUAGGCCAGUACAUAAUGGUGAAGCAGCUUUAUGACCAGCAGGAGCAGCAUAUGGUGUAUUGUGGUGGAGAUCUUCUGGGAGAACUGCUAGGACGUCAGAGCUUCUCCGUGAAAGAUCCGAGCCCUCUCUAUGAUAUGCUAAGAAAGAAUCUUGUCACUUUAGCCACUGCCACUACAGAUGCUGCUCAGACUCUCGCUCUCGCACAGGAUCACAGUAUGGAUAUUCCAAGUCAAGACCAACUGAAGCAAAGUUCGGAAGAAAGUUCCAGUUCUAGGAAAAGAAUGGAAGAAGGCAAUAUACCUACACUGCCUACCUCACAACAUAAAUGCAGAAAUUCUAGAGAAGGUGAAGACUUCAUAAAAAACUUAACCCAAGGUGAGACCUCUAAGCUGGACCUUGGGUUUGAGGAGUGGGAUAUAGCCGGAUUGCCUUGGUGGUUUUUAGGAAACCUGAGGAACAACUAUACACCUAGAAGUAAUGGCUCAACUGAUUUACAGACAAAUCAGGAUAUAGGUACUGCCAUUGUUUCAGACACCACAGAUGAUUUGUGGUUUUUGAAUGAGUCUGUAUCAGAGCAAUUUGGUGUGGGAAUCAAAGUUGAAGCCGCAGAUACUGAACAAACAAGUGAAGAAGUAGGGAAAGUAAGAGACAAAAAGGUGAUUGAAAUGGGAAAAAAUGAUGACCUUGAGGACUCCAAGUCCAUAAGUGACGAUACUGACGUAGAAGUUACCUCUGAGGAUGAGUGGCAGUGUACUGAGUGCAAGAAAUUUAACUCUCCAAGCAAGAGGUACUGUUUCCGUUGCUGGGCCUUGAGGAAGGAUUGGUAUUCAGAUUGUUCUAAGUUAACCCAUUCUCUCUCCACGUCUGAUAUCACUGCCAUACCUGAAAAGAAGGAAAAUGAAGGAAUUGAUGUCCCUGAUUGCCGAAGAACCAUAUCAGCUCCAGUUGUUAGACCUAAAGAUGUGUAUACAAAGGAAGAAAACCCUAAACUUUUUGAUCCCUGCAACUCAGUGGAAUUCUUGGAUUUGGCCCACAGUUCGGAAAGCCAAGAAACCAUAUCAAGCACGGGAGAACAAUCAGAUAACCUUUUUGAACAGAGAACAGAUACAGAAAACAUGGAAGAUUGCCAGAAUCUCUUGAAGCCGUGUAGUCUGUGUGAGAAAAGACCACGAGAUGGAAACAUUAUUCAUGGGCGGACGGGCCAUCUUGUCACUUGUUUUCACUGUGCCAGAAGAUUAAAGAAGGCUGGGGCUUCAUGCCCUAUUUGCAAGAAAGAGAUUCAGUUGGUUAUUAAGGUUUUUAUAGCAUAGCUAACUCAGUGAAUUGCAGAAAAUAUUAACAGGGCUAGGUCAUGUUUCAAAAUGUCAGUAUUGAGCAUCUCUACUCAGUGUAGCCCAUUACAUCUGUUUAUUUAUUUGGGUAAACAUCUGUGUUCCCCAACAUUUUUGCUUCUAAACUUAUAUGGAAUUUGAGAAUGAGUUCUUUAGAACUAGGUUGCCAAUUUGGGGGACGCUGUUAACAUGAAAAGAUACGUUAACCACUUCAUUCUCUCCUCAAAGAUGAGGAUCUGGGAGAAAGCAACUGCCAGUACUAACAAAAAUACAUUAAUUCGCUCACUUACCAAAUUAUUUGAAGAUUUACUAUUUCUUUAGUUAAUUGUAUUCCCCAUUCUUUUUUUCUGUUAGGGAAUGUUAUUAGGCAUUAGGAUCCAAGGUGGCUAUUAGAAAAAUAUUAAAGCUAACAAAAGAAAUAAUAAUAAAUUUGAUUAGUCAAGGUAUGUAAUGCUAUAUAGAUUGUUGCAGUCAGGCUGCACGAUUCAGAUAAGCUAAAAGAAAAGUCUUGAAAAACAAGCGCUUUCUCCAUGUGUGCCUAGAACAAUGGUAUGGAGCAUUUUUGCUAACAUACUCCUAAAAGAAUUUUGAAAAAGUAUAUAUAACCUUUUGCACAUUUUACACCAUGAGGUAUGUAAUUAACAGACAAAGUUUCCUUUCUGGUGAGUUGUAGACCUCUGAGUAGCCAGCCUAAGACAAGCAAUGGAACAUGUCUGUCUCCUUAGAAUGUUUCCCUUGUUCCUCUUUCCAAGCAGUUCCCCCUCCAUUUCGUGGCUCUCAUUCUAGGUUAGCUGUCCUUUUGCACAUGUUUAGUGUGACAUCUAAAUUUUAAAAAUACCUUUAAAUACUUAGAAAGGGUACCCUAUCCAAUAUAUUGUCUAUGUGCCUUAAAAACAUUUUUCUCAAAGCCUUGGAGCUGUAGGUUUCGUUGAUUAAAGUUAUAGAAAAAGUCCUGUCAUAUAAAGUAGCAAAGCUGUUCUCAUUUUAAAAUUCAUCAGCCAAAUCAGAUUUCACUUUCAGUCAGAAAAUGUUUGACUUUAUUUUUAAAAAUAAAUGCAUUAACACAUUUCUGGCACGACCGUCUCAAUUACAGUUCUAAGGUAGGUAAGGCAUAGAAUUUUUAACCUAAGCUCCCAUUGCUUUACUCUGUCCUCAUUAUCUUCUGAGAAUCAUUCCUCUGGAGGUUUUUUUUUUGUUCUUUUAUUGGAUGCCUCUAGAGGGUUUUUACAUUCUGAGGCAAUGCCCCAUAGUAAGAUUCUAGAUGGGUGAGAGGCAGCCUUUCCUUUGGAAAUAGGGAGUUAUGGCGGUUGUGAAAAGGAUAAUAAGAAAAAUGGUAGAUCUGAAGAAGCCUUAUCUGAGCACAUUAAUCUUAGGACAGUACAAAUGGAAGUUGAAGACCUUUAAGCUGAUGUCUUUAUACCUAUCCCUGCCUGCUUUCUCCAUGGAAAAAUCUUGAAGUAUGCCCAGGGGUAUGCAUAUGAGAUUUUGGCGACGAGGGCCCUACAAUUAACAAAUUUACUGAUCCAAAAAAUUACCUGGGUUGCUUGUUAAAACAGCCCAAGUUUAAAAAAAAAAAAAAAAAAAAAAGCCAAACUCAAACCCCCUCCCUCCACUUUGCCCUGGAGUUUCCAUUUGAACGUGUGUUCCUGGAAGCUGAUUCAAGUGGUCCACAGACCACACUUUGGGAAGCCCUGCCCUAGAAGGAAGGGUUUUCCCAGUUACAAGAAGUAGAAUGAACAAGAUCAUUUUUAGCAGGGUAUUUAAUUUUCUGAGGGGGAGUUUUGUUAAAAGUUCUAGAAUUUUAAAACUCGAAUGCACUCAUAUACUCAAGCCCCUGUUAUUUUGCACUUGAGGCUAAAUUUAAGGUUAAAUGACUGUCAAAAGUCACAGCUAGUGAUGCAGCUGUUACUAGAAUCUAGGUAACUUGUAGUAAAUCUCUAAACCAUGCUCGCUCUCUUGUCAUUGUUAAAUAUAUAAAGUGGGAUGCUUCUCGAAUUUGGGGUAGCUCAUCAUCCUAAAAUAUUGCAGAAUGUGACUUGCAGCCAAACUAGGACUUUAGAGAGAGUAAUAACUUUUAACACUUUCUCCCCAAAGAAAAAGGCCCUAUAAAUGUCAGGCUUCUAUAAUCAGAUGUCCUCCCACAGGGAGGACAGAUAAAGGUGCAGAGGAGCCUGAUCCAUUGUCUCCAGUAUUGUUCCUUCUUGGGGAAGGAAGUUAAGUUUCUGGCUCUCUCUAGGCAUCAGGGACAAGGGUUUGUUUUCCUUCUAGAAGUAGAACUAGUCCUUUGAGUUUAGUGUUUUGUUAAACCAUGGUAAAUGCUCCACCACUCCUGCAAUUUAAAUGGCUUUUUCCCCUAUUUUCUCUCAAGUACUACUCUCUUCAUAAUAGUUUGAUAGCCCUCAAUUUUGUUUGAUUUUGCCAGUUCGGGGCUUUUGCAAAUGGUAACUUAAAGGAGGGACAGGGAGAGUUGGGGAUCUGCACUUGUACCCUCUGAUUCCUCUUAUGAAAAGUUGCAGGUUUUUUUAGAAAAUUAAAAAAUGGGAAAAUUUUGUGUUUGUAGAUAUUUGAUGCCAGUUUUGGUACAUCCUUGCCUAGCACAGGAUCCUCUUUUGCUACUCAACUUUCCUUCUCCCCCUUGCUCACCUGGGUUUUAUACUGUCCCCAUUACCACGAAAUACUUUGCGUAGAACAUCCCAAGCUGUAUGUUUGAGCUGUGAGUGGUAUAAUAACCUGGACUCGGGUUUCCUGGAUCUCUGAUGAGAGCCGAGAGCCGUGGGACUGACUGCAGCUGUUACAGAGAAACGAGUGAUAGUAUCUGCAGGAGGAGGCAGCUGGUAUUUCUCGGUAGCUUAUCUGAAAUCUGGGAUGCCGCUUCCCCUGCACAUUGUUUCCUUCAUCCCGGAUCCCUAUCCUGUGUAAUCACCCCUGGGAGUGUAGGAUAGCAAGUAGGACUUGUCAUUCCUUGGGGUAGAAUGGGUGAAGAGUCCUACAAAGGGCCACAUAACGCUAUCAGAGCAGUUCAUUACCUGCAUCUUGAUUUGUUUUUGGUUUUGUUCUUUUUUUUUCUCAUGCUACUGCGGUACAGGUAUAUUUUACUCACUGCCGGUAAAGCAAGACAUAGUUUGUACGUGAAGUCUUCAUAGUUUUACUUCUGCCAGGUAAAUUCCUAAUUUCCAAACACUACUAUUUAUCUUUUAGUUGUAUUUAGGGUGGACAGUGUGCUCUGGUGUUCUGGAAACAGUGCCAGUUUACCGCUCUUUUUUUAGCAGCCCGUCUGAUUUGUCUCCUUUUCUCCCUUUUCACUCCCAGAUGCUUGAGUGGAAAUCUUGAUUGUGAGGAGGGAUCUCUUAAAGGGGGUGCCAGUGGAGUUUAACUUUUCUGCAUCAUGCCAUAGAUUUGUGAUCAAUGAAAUCAUACCAUAUUAGCACCAAAUUUCUUUUUCUCCUUCUUUCUCUCUUCUUUCUUUCUCUUUCUUUCUUUCUUUCUUUCUUUCUUUCUUUCUUUCUUUCUUUCUCUCUCUCUCUCUCUCUCUCUCUCUCUCUCUCUCUCUCUCUCUCUCUGUGUCUUUGUCUUUCUUUCUCUUUCUUUCUGUCUUUCUAAGUAAUCUCUAUCCCCCAUAUGGAGCUUCAACUUCUGACCGAGACCAAGUUGCAUGCUCUACUGACUGAGCCCAGCCAAGCGUCCCAGCAUCAAAUUUCUUAUUUUAAUUACCAUUAUUAAUAUUUAUGAUCAGGUUACCCUGGACAGAAAAUUCAGAGCAAAAGUGACAAAUCUUAAGAAACAAUGAAUUUUUAGGUUACAGCUAAAAAUGUCUCCUGUCUCAUUAACUCCCUGUACUUGCACUGUACUUAUAAUAUUUGCUAUGCUUUUGUAUUAAAUACUUAAAUCAGACUUUAUAAAAAUCUUAAGACCAAUGCAUAUUGCCAUUUUUUCGUAGUCCAUCUAUGGAAUAUCACAGGUUCUCAGUCCUAGGCUUGAACAAUGGGUCAGCGUCUAGCCAAGCCAGCCUACAAACUGCCAUGAACUUUUCUAAUAUAAGAUGGAAUCACUGCCAAGCAUUUGAAAUAUGCAGUUGUGUUUUAAUAAUAAUUUAUGUAUAUUUAGGUGUAUAUAAUGCUUUGUAGGACAUUGUUUUAUUUGUGAGAAUUUUUAAUGGUCAGGAUCAUUUGUAACCUUUUUUUUUUUUUUUUAAUGUCAACUCAAUGCAAUAUUUGGCUCCUUUGAAAAGUCAUUAAUGAGAAAUUGGUGAAUGCUAGAUCUUGGGUUCUGCAGAAGUAUUGUGUUAUCUCUUGGUUCUCUUUAGAAAGGAGGAAUCUUGUUAACCAGUUAUUUGCCCGACCCCCCCCAACCCCCCCCCCCCCGCCCCGAGAGUUAUGUGAACUUUGAACUAUAUGCCUUUAGAUACUGUGAAUCUGUUGUUUUCCAUUUAGCCAAGUAUCUACUUAAAUUGUUCAUCAGAGCCCUAAAGAAGAAUUUACUUUGAUGGUUCUCUUCAUUCAUGGGUGUGUAUAUAUGUAUGUACAUACACUAUCAAGACUGCUACUGCCUUUGCUGAAAAUGGCUAUAAAAUAGGAACUAGCUGUGUUUAGGAUCUGCACUUCAAAGAGAAAAAACCUGUAAGCUCUCCCCUGUGCCAAAAGCAAAAUGUGCAAUGUUUACAAAUGUCUGGAAUUUUGCACUGCCGUAGGGUAUGCUGAGGUUACUUUGCUGGAAUGGUCCGGAAGGUGAUUAAUGGAGUUGCAGUUCAGCGUAUGAGGAGAGAUACUGAGGGUCUACAGCUGAACUGAGGUAGUGGUUCAGGUGACUCCCUGGCCUAAUUUGGGGACAGUUUUUCCAGACUGCUUUGGGACAUCCUUUCCGUGGACAGAGCUUUCCUCGGUCACCAUUGCUACAUUCGUCCUUUACAGGAGCCGCCAGAUCUCUUCUCACCUGUGGGAGAUUGUAUCCUAAGCAUUUUGAGAUCUUUUGAUAGAAUGAACGUGCAAUCCCCAGUAAUGCCAUUACUGGUGCGUGUGACCUUGUUAAAGAAAAUACAACCUUAAAAAACACUCGGGUUUACUGUACCUCCGUCAGAGCCUUUUGAAUUACUGAAAAUGUUACAGAGAAGUGUAUCUGCAGCAGAAGUAGCUGAUAUAUCUCUUGGUAGCUUAUCCGAAAUCAAAGAUGUUGCUUGUCCUGCAGAUUGUUUUCCUUUAUCCAGGAUCCUUAUUUGAUACCUUCUGGGAACGUAGCACAACAAGUGAGAGUCCUUAUUUCUUGGGGUAGAAUGGGUCAGGGAUCUUGAAAAGGGUCAGGUGCUAUAGAGUAAUUCCUGUGUCAGAACAGUCGCUAUCGUUCGGCAAAUGCUUUCUCGAAAGUUGACAUAAUCACUAGAACACUGACACCUAUCAGGACACCUAAUGUCUUAUCCUAAGGCUUUUUUUUUUUUUUUUUUUUUUUUUUUUUUUAACAGCUACCUUGGCGUCCUACCUUUCCUCUUCCUUCUUCCCUUACUGUUGCUCUUUUUUCCUCAGAGUUCAAAGAGGUCUGCUUCUGGAUACUGCUUUUAUACCAAAGGCCUUCUGUAUCACCCCCUGGGUGGUGGUACCUACAGUGAUCUUUAGAUAAGAUUCCUCUUUUCCAGUCAGUCUGGGGGAGUGUUUCUGUUGGAGAGUUAGGCGGCAGAUUCUAGCAAUCAGGAGGGGAAGCUGUGACAUCAGAGCUACUAUCUAAUAAAAAACAACUCGUAGUUUAGUUUAGGUUUCCUUUGUGUCCAUGAUGGAAGAACAGGGAGGGCAAUCAGGGCCACUGUUGUCUCCGCACUAAGAAAUUGAGGCCAGCCUUCCCCUUUCCUACAGGACUUUUUUCCCCUUCAGUUUGCCUUGCUUUUUCACUCCUUUUAAAAUAAUCAAAAUGUCUCCUUUUGGGUUUUUUUCUUUCCUCCUUUUAAAAAUAAUAGAAAAUGUUUUAAAAGGGGAAUGAAAUGUUUCUGGCCUCCUCAGCACUUGGCAAGGUAGAAGUUGUAAGCAGCCUUUGAACAGGACUCUGUCCUUAGUCUGUAGGCACUAUUAUGUGCCUUUUGGAUAGAGAUAAGGAGUAAGAUCAUUCCACCCUCUGUGGUCCUGGUCUUGACCUUCUUAAGCCUCAGUUUUUCUCAUCUGUAAAAUGAAUACUUGUACUACCCUUUUUCUACCUCAUAGUUUGUUAUAGAGAUAAAGGAUGCGGGAGCAACCUAACCUGUAAAUUGCUUUAAAUAAGAUGUUAAGAAUUGUUAACCAAGCUCUGGGGUAUGUAUUCAGAAUACCUCAUGUUCUGGAAGCCGAGCACAAGCUCCUCUCUAUGCCUGCCUAGCAGAGCCUAUGUUGCUUCCUUAUACCCAUGCCUCUAGCCCAUCUAUUCUUUCCUUGCUAUGAAGCUCUUGACUAGAAAAGAGGCCAUCUCUAGGUUCUGAGAGAAGUGUGUGUAAAUUUGGAUAGUAGAUACAACUGCCACGCUAUGGUCUUGAUCCACGAAAAUUUUCUACGUGCACUUGAGUUGGUGGCCUAAAAUGCACUGCCAAUACGCCGAAAACAUGCAGUUUUCCAAAUAACAUAUCUCAUCAGGUAGCAUAACUGACAGGAGUGUAGCCAAUGUGCUUGCAUCGCGUGGAAGGAAAAAAGCAACUUCAAGUAACUGAAUGUGGCCAGCUUAGUAAAUGGGGAAAGGAGACAGCUUCAUGUGUUCUCAUCUAGUCCUUUUAAGCGCCAAUAAAAUAGCUCUGUAUCUUUUUGGUUUUUGCACUAUGUAAUGCUUUUAAUCCCUGUUGAUUCUGUUGUGCCUUUUUGUGUAUUAAAUAUUUUUCGUUUUGC
This is a messenger RNA of Neofelis nebulosa (Clouded leopard), 8498 nucleotides long. It is a transcript of the gene MDM4, whose product is annotated as MDM4 regulator of p53. Gene Ontology annotation, cellular component: nucleus. Gene Ontology annotation, molecular function: ubiquitin-protein transferase activity. The record is from RefSeq and is a predicted model, not a curated record. The transcript has 11 exons. Gene Ontology annotation, biological process: regulation of cell cycle; protein ubiquitination; negative regulation of apoptotic process. Bases 175 to 1650 code for a protein of 491 amino acids. NCBI's taxonomy places the organism in Eukaryota, Metazoa, Chordata, Mammalia, Carnivora, Felidae.